Molecule: messenger RNA, 2891 nt
Organism: Pseudomyrmex gracilis
Lineage: Eukaryota; Metazoa; Arthropoda; Insecta; Hymenoptera; Formicidae
Exons: 3
Coding region: 2142-2870 (242 amino acids)
Source: RefSeq, a predicted model, not a curated record
UGAAGAUUAUUCUUUGUAUUAAAAAAAUGAGUUUUAUUUCAUAUUACAAAACCGAAAUUACUUUGUUGCCAACCCAAUAUUUGGUGGGACUAUAAAGGAGUGCUGUGGUUCGAGCUGCUCCCGCAGGACCAAACAAUAGAUUCGAAAAAAUACUGCGCUCAACUCGACAAAUUGCGCAAAGUAGUGCAAGAGAAGCGGCCAGAAUUGUCCAAUAGAAAAGGUGUGAUUUUCCAUCAUGACAACGUUUAACCGCAUACUUCUUUGGUCACGAAAAAAAAAUUGCAGAGCUUUGGCUGGGAAAUGAUGCAGCACCCACCAUAUUCGCCGGACCUUGCACCGUCUGAUUAUCACUUGUUUCGCUCGCUGCAAAACAAUCUUGACGGUCAUCAAUUCGAUUCAAUAGAGGCCAUCCGAAAUCACCUCGUUGAUUUUUUCGACCACAAGUCCCAAGGGUUUUACGAGAGCGGCAUCAAGGCCCUACCGAAACGUUGGCAACAAAUUUUAGAUCAAGACGGUCAACACAUUGUGGACUAAAUUAAUUUUUAUAAAUGUCGAUUUUGUGUUUAAAAUUUUAUAUUAAAAAUCCGCAGAACUUUCCCACCAAUCAAUAUUUAUAAUAAACCUAGAGAUAAUCAAGAUCUGUAAUAUAACAGAAUACAUAAAUAGGCAUUGACACACACACACACACACACACACACAUAUAUAUAUACACACGCAUUAAUUGUUAUAUUUUAUAACAACUUUUGAAAGUUUAUUGUGUAUCUUAUUCAUAGAAGUUUUCGUAUUAUACAUAAUGUAGAUUAUUGUCUCAAUGCGUAUAUUACAUACUUAUAUUGUACUUACAAGUUAUAUUAACAUAUACAAGCGUAAUCUUCGAACAGUCAAAACGUACGUUUAACAUUCCGUUUGUGGAAAUGCUUUUACAAUACUCAGCGAUGCAUUUAAAUUUUCUUCUUAGAUAUAUACAAAAAAAAAAAAAGCAGCUUUAAUAGGAAAAAGUGAAAUUUUUAUUGUGGUUUCUUGUACCUAAUAUUGUGCUAAACCUUGUGCUUAACACGCGUUCGUAAUAAGACAGGAUAAUAUUACAUAUAUACAUAUUUAAUUAUAUAUAAGCAAUGUUUAAAUAUAUUCGAAAUUUGAUAUUGGCGCAUGAUUGUAUACACGUGUUCGGCUUAAUUUCAUUCGAUGUUUCAUAUACGCUCGAUUAUUGGUUGAACAAAAAAAAAUGUUAAACAAAUAAUAAUAUAUUGUUCAUUUCAAGAAGAAACAUUAUGCGUAUCGUUACCCCACGAGAUGCGUUUAAACAAGAUUAUAAAUUAUCUGAUUAUUGUACGUAUACUUAGUGCCAGGUGGAAGCAAACAAUUUACAUGUUAUAAUUCUCUUUUUCCUUGUAGGAGCAAUUAUAACUAACCAAGCGGCAAUGCGACUAAACAGUAAAACCGCGUUUCUCUUUAUAACAAUACUUUGCAAUAAAUAAAAUGUUAUAUAAAGAGAACGCAAAUCACACCUUGCGUAGCUGAUAGUAGACAUGUUACUUAUAUUCGUUUGUUCGAAUUCGCAAUUUUAUAAGAAUUUUUCCGUAGAGAUGAAAAACUAUAUGUAACUAUAUCUAAAUAACAAAAUAAACGAUAUUAUUCGUUUCGACGAGUUUUACAUCUUUCUCCGAACAAAAACAAAGAACUUUUGCUAAAGAGCUGACUUUUGGUACGUUACUUAAAACGCGCAUUUUUUCCAAACUGUUUCUUUUUAUUUUAUAGAGAAAAAAAAAUCACGUUGAUAUCAUGCGGAAAUAAUGUCAUGAAGAAAUGUAACUAUAUAAGCAGCUCUUUCUUCCGGCAACUGUUCCCAGUGCGUGAUCACAUCUCUUUCAUCAGAUUCGUCUCGUUCUCUUUAAUUCUAACAGAAACAUAUCUCUGCCGGAAAUAAUAGUGUCCCCUCGCGCGUGUCUGCGCGUCCCACAAGAGACGCGCGUUUCCGAAUUGAGGAUGCACGGUAACAACCGGAAAAAUUGGCGUGAAUGUUCUUGUGAAGUAGAGACGCAGAAGACAACUCGCGCUCUGAGAAUAUGAUGAAAUGUGAUUUGGAAUAGUGUAAAAUAACACGCAAAUAACAUUUGUGUUUCCGAUUGCUUAUUGAAAUUAUGUUCGCGCAAGACACGUUUUACGUUCUAUGUGCGGUGAUAAUUUUGGCGGAUGUCAACACAGCAGACUGGGUGGACAUGCCGCAAUUUUCGGACGAGAACAAAAUUUACAGGAUACCUCCCGCACAGUACGAUCAGUUUUACAAGUUCAGACGAGGCGAUGAUACGGACGUGGUGUUUCAUUUUUCUGACGAUCGAAACGACAGUCAGUCUCGUCGUCGUCUCGUUAAGAUCACACACGCGGCGAUCGAUAAGAAAACGGAAAUUAAGGAACCAUUAAGUUCCGCAUCAUUGUCGACACAAUUGUCGAACGUGUUUCGCGACGUUCAAAUUAACGACGAUUCCAGCGGGACAAGUAAAAAUCGCGCCACAAUAAACGACAACGCUGCGACUGAGAACUUACUUAGCGAAUACGGCAUGUCAUCAAUAACAACAACAACAACAACGGCUACAAUAUCUAAGACUUUUACCACUCAAUCAUCGUCGACUACAACACACAAGCAGAAUAUUACACGAGAUGAAUACUGCAAUGACACAUUGAAACAGGACGAUACUAUAUUUCAAUAUUUGCCCGUAGACAUACUUAAAAGUGUACAUCAGACGUUGCAAUCGCAGCCGGCGUCGUUCGAAGGAAAGCUUCAUUUCCUCAAAAUGUUCGAGAAAACGUUAAUGUCAGAGAUAGGUGAGCGCGUUAUACUUCGUUUGUUUACAUCAUUCUUCGCACGUUGAUUUCGACGUUGAUUUUGAGAU